Messenger RNA from Pimephales promelas (fathead minnow), 1452 nucleotides. It is a transcript of the gene c22h8orf33, whose product is annotated as chromosome 22 C8orf33 homolog. Lineage: Eukaryota; Metazoa; Chordata; Actinopteri; Cypriniformes; Leuciscidae. The record is from RefSeq and is a predicted model, not a curated record.
UUACCCUUCUUUAGUAUUUAUUUAUAAUAGUUAUAGCGCGAUUUUGAUGUACAUGUUAAAAUACGUUUCGGUUUGUUUCUGCAGAUGAAUUGAGGUUGUUUAAAUGGUUAACUGUUUCCAAUGGCUUCAUGACUGUUGAUAAAAAUCUUCGUGAAACAUCGGGGGUUUAAAAAGCUUUUCAUUUCUAGUCCUGCAGUCGUCGAUUAGGCUACAUAACCACUUUGUAAGAAAAAAACGUCCCUUACGGUUCAUUUUAAUAAUAACUACUACAAAAUGUUAUUGAUACAUUAAUGCAACAAUCGUUGCCCUGAAAACAAUGAAGUUAAAUGCUUUUGAGAUAAUCUAGUUUUUUAGUGCAGUCUUUGUGUUACCAUUGCAAAUUAUCUCACGCUGCAGUAGGAACCUUUAGAAUAGCGAAUUUGUUAUCGGCGGAACCCUUUGAUUGAUGCGCACAUAUGUGAAUUUAACUCACGAGAAGCUCAAAUUUGUAAAAUUCAGAACAGAAGUAAUAUUACCUGACUUUGUCACAUUACUGUUCGAUUUUUUUUUCCUUAAGUGCUGCACACUUGAUAGUUGACCGUUUGUGUAUAGACUACGAAUUUGGGUUUCAGAAGAUUCAAACUCCAGCUAUGACAGAGGAGUCAAAUGGAACAGGAACACCCAGAAUGCUGGGAAAUGAGAAAAGCACGGAUGGUAAGAGUGGAGAGGCGGAUUCUGACACCGUGGUGGACCCCAAAACAGCAGCCCAAAGCUCUGAGGCUCCUGCCUGUGCUAAAAAACACAAGAAGAAGAAGAAAACAGCCGCUGACGGGAAAGACAGUCAGCAGAAAGGAAUAAAAAGCACAGCUGAGGAAACAUCUAAACAAGAGUCCACAGAAUUAACUCCCGAUGAGCAGCUGAAUCGAGAGCUGGACUGGUGCAUCGAACAGCUCGAGCUGGGCCUGAGAACUCAAAAAACCUCCAGCAAACAAAGGGAAGAAGCAAGUCGUGCUCUGAAGACUUUACGAAGCUCCAAAGCUCCUUUGGUGAAGAAGAGGCAGGUAAUGCGAGCGAUCUCAGGGGACUACAGGAAGAAGAUCGAGGAGGAAAGAGCCAGACAGUUCAAGCUCAUUCAGUCAUCAAUGACCUCUGCCCUCACCACGGUCUCUGAGUGCAAACCAGUGUUCCACCGGAGAGCCGAGAGGAACACACAACCCACUGACAAAACAGACCAAUCUCAAGAGACGCACACCCUGCAAGGGCCCCAGGAGACAACUGAACACACAGAGACUGAUCACGGCACAAAACCUUUUGUUUUCACUAAAACACGUCAAGAGUUUUGCUUCAACUUCAGUUUGUGACUGUACCCAUUAACAUCAACCAGCAGUAUUUGUGCCUUAAGUUGACAUUCUAUUGCAUGAUUUUACUGUACAUUCUUUAUGAAAUUCAUUUAGAAUAAAAUAUUGCAUAUUU